Messenger RNA from Anastrepha ludens (Mexican fruit fly), 3498 nucleotides. RefSeq lists its product as uncharacterized. Gene Ontology annotation, biological process: DNA integration; proteolysis. NCBI's taxonomy places the organism in Eukaryota, Metazoa, Arthropoda, Insecta, Diptera, Tephritidae. The transcript has 2 exons. Gene Ontology annotation, molecular function: aspartic-type endopeptidase activity; nucleic acid binding. Bases 1 to 3498 code for a protein of 1165 amino acids. The record is from RefSeq and is a predicted model, not a curated record.
AUGGCUGAAGAAUUUUACAAGAAAUUGUUGGAGGAGCAACGUGUCUUCACAAUGAACGUUCUAAAGGAGCAGAAGGCGUGGAUGGACAACUUUGCGAAAAGGUCUCCAGGUCAAGAUAGCACUCCCGUUCCAGCAUUUGUUCAAUUCAACAGUCAACACCAGAAAUGGGACUCAUACUUGGAGCAACUAAAACAACACUUCUCUGCUUACGCGGUAAUUGACGCCAACAAGCAGAAAUCAUUUUUCUUAUCUUGGUUGGGCAGUGACGCAUACGAAACCCUCAAAAAGCUUUUCGGCGUUGACGAGUUACAGAAACAAACAAUUAAUGAGCUUUCUGCAAAACUAACAGAGUUUUAUAAGGAAAAGGUUCAUGUAGUUGCAGCUCGUUAUGAAUUUCAUAAGGCUGAAAUGGGUAAUCGUACAUAUAAAGAAUGGAUUGCCGAACUACGAAGCAUAGCCCGGCAAUGUGAUUUUGUUUGUAAAAAAGAAAAUUGUCUACAUGAUUUUUCAGACGAUAUGAUUAGGGACAAAUUAAUUUUGAAGUCACCGCAUGAUGCAGUUCGUACAGCUGCAUUACAAAAACAACAACCAACAUUGGCAGAAGUUCAGCUAAUCGCUGAGUCAUUUGAAACAACAACGAAAACAGUAAGUACAAUCAAAGACAGAACGGACACUGCAAAUGCAAUAGACAGCAACAGAAUUUAUUCGAUGACAACGAAAAACACAGAAAAAUCUAGCAUGCGUAACAAAAACAAAAAGAAAGAAAAAUCAAAAUACCGUUCAUGCACAGGUUGUGGAGUUUCACAUAAUCGUGAUGAUUGCAAAUUUAGAAGCGCUGUUUGCAGAGGUUGCGCUAGCGCAGCUAACAACAAAAGUAAGAAACAGUUUGUUCAAAUUGUGGUCAAUGGAAAAGAGACUCGGUUUCAAAUGGAUUCGGGCGCGGAAGUCUCAGUUAUAACACUAGACACUUACGAAAUGUUAAAUAAACCGCCAGUAAAGCAAUGCUCGCGUGUACUAUAUGGGUACGGUCAUACGCAAAUAGAAACUUUAGGAGAAAUCGCUGCCAAAAUACAAUACGGGUCAGUAGAUAAAAUACUGCCUCUUGUGGUUUCUAACGUGCGUGGUUCAAACAAUCUAUUGGGCGUAGAUUUAUUUGAACAAUUAGGCUUUAAAAUUGUGCAAGUUGAUAGCGUGACCGCCAAGUCGAACGCAAAAUUACAUACAAUUUUGUCCACCUUCGCGGACGUGUUUACUCCAGCACUUGGUACAAUGAAGUCAGUCAAAGCCUCGGUCAGACUUAAGGAGAAUGUAGUGCCUAAGUUCAUUAAAAGUAGGCCAAUUCCUUUUGCUCAGUUACCAAAAUUUAAAGAUGAAGCACAACGGUUAUCACAAGCAGGUAUUUGGAAACAGGUAACUUUCAGCGACUGGGCAUCCCCCAUCGUCCUAGCAACAAAACCGGACGGAUCGAUACGCAUUUGUGGAGAUUUUAAAAAAGGUGUUAACCAGCAGAUUGAUGUAGAUCAAUACCCUCUACCCACAAGAGAGUGUCUAUUGCAUACCAUUCGAUACGGUAAAUAUUUUUCUAAAAUAGAUUUGCGUGAUGCAUACCUACAAAUGGAGCUCGAUGAAGAUUCGAAAAAAGUGCUGGUGGUCAACACACCGCUCGGUUUAUUUCAAUACCAGCGAUUACCGUAUGGGGUAGCAAGCGCACCAGCCAUGUUUCAGAAACAUCUCGAGCAACUAUUAUGUGGAGUCUACGGAUGUGCAAAUUAUAUCGAUGCGUCAUUUCAGUGGAAGUUCGAACAAGAAAACGCGUUUAAUUCGCUAAAGGAGCACAUCAUUAAAGCUACGAUGUUGGCUUAUUUUCGAGAAGACUUACCUAUAGUCGUGGCCACUGAUGCAUCAUCGUAUGGGGUGGGAGCCGUGCUUUCACACAUCAAUCCAGACGGGACUGAGCAGCCGAUCGCCUUUGCCUCCAAAACACUCAACCGACAUCAAGAAAACUACAGCCAAAUUGAAAAGGAGGGCUUGGCGAUAAUAUUCGGAGUCAAAAAAUUUCAUCAGUUUCUAUACGGGCAGAAGUUUACGCUGAUCACGGAUCACAAACCAUUAGUCAGCAUAUUUAGUCCCGAUAAAAACCUCCCAACAAUGACGGCUCAACGUAUCCAGCGAUGGGCUAUUACGCUCAUGGGGUACCAAUUUCAAAUAAAAUAUCGCAAAACAACAAAUCACGCAAACGCUGACACAUUAUCGAGAUUACCAUCGGGUCCAGAUGAAGACUUCGACAAUGGUGAAAUUAACCAAGUUGUCGCUAUACAAACUCCAAUUGAUAUUGAGGUCAUACGAAAAAGCACCAACAGCGACAAAAUACUACGAAGAGUUAAAGAAUAUAUUCAGAAAGGAUGGCCGCAUAAGUUGUGUCCAAACGACCAGGAUCUCCGGCCAUAUUUCAAUCGUAAGUUGUCCUUGAUUACUCAAAAUGACUUGAUUUUAUUACAGAGUGAUGUCACACGGGUUACUAUUCCAUACUCAUUACGUGAUCAAGUUUUGCGUCAGCUUCAUGUUGGACAUUGGGGUGUGGUAAAAAUGAAACAACUAGCACGACAACAUUGUUGGUGGGAUGGCAUCGAUAAUGAUAUAGCGAGAAUAGCAGCUGGAUGCGAAAACUGCAAACUAGCGGGUCCAAGUGAUCGGCGGGAAUAUUCAAGCUGGCCUGAACCACAAGCACCUUGGCAGAGGGUUCACAUUGAUUUUGCUGGUCCGGUAUUUGGUUCUAUGUGGCUUCUGUGCAUAGACGCGUUCUCGCAAUUUCCAUUUGUUUACAAACUAGCAAAUACAACGACGGAAUCAACGAUUUUCGCAUUAACUACCCUUUUUGCUAGUGAGGGUUUGCCAGAAACUAUAGUAAGUGACAAUGGCCCACAACUUACGGCCGAUGCGUUCAAAACAUUCUGUCACCAAAAUGCUAUUAAGCACAUCACGAUUGCACCGUUUCACCCACCUUCUAAUGGACUGGCUGAAAGAUUUGUGCGUACUUUUAAAACAGCCGUAAAAAAGAACAUAGAUGACGGCUUGCAAGUAAAUGAAUCGGUUCUAAAAUUUAUUUCAUCCUAUCGCACUAUGCCAAACGCAAAAGGCAUAUCACCAGCACAUCUUUUACAUGGUCGUCCUGCACGUACUCUCUUUUCGCAAAUGUUUUCAGUGGAAAAUGGCAAAAAUGACUUUAAACAAACUUCAACCAAAUUUUCAUCUAACGAAAGUGUCUAUAUUCGCAACUAUGGCCGCGGAGAAAAAUGGUUAAAAGGGGUCGUGGACAGACAUCUUGGAAAAGUCAUGUACGUAGUAAGAACUAGUAUGGGCUACUUUAAACGACAUCAAAAUCAAAUGAAAUCUCGCCAUCUUAACGACGCCAAACCAGUUGAAGACAGCAGAGGAGGACCUAAUUCAGUUACCAAUAUAUUGCUACCUGAUACUAUGGUGGAUACUGCUAAUGAGUAG